Messenger RNA from Eptesicus fuscus (big brown bat), 1638 nucleotides. RefSeq lists its product as uncharacterized. Bases 1 to 1638 code for a protein of 545 amino acids. The record is from RefSeq and is a predicted model, not a curated record. NCBI's taxonomy places the organism in Eukaryota, Metazoa, Chordata, Mammalia, Chiroptera, Vespertilionidae. The transcript has 2 exons.
AUGGGAGCUACCGAACUGGGGGGCCUCGAAGUGGGGAACCCUGGCGGAGGGGCCCGGGAAUUGGGGGACCCUGGCGGAGGGGCCCGGGAAUUGGGGAACCCUGGCGGAGGGGCCCGGGAAUUGGGGGACCCUGGCGGAGGGGCCCGGGAAUUGGGGAACCCUGGCGGAGGGGCCCGGGAAUUGGGGGACCCUGGCGGAGGGGCCCGGGAAUUGGGGGACCCUGGUGGAGGGGCCCGGGAAUUGGGGGACCCUGGUGGAGGGGCCUGGGAAUUGGGGGACCCUGGUGGAGGGGCCCGGGAAUUGGGGGACCUUGGCGGAGGGGCCUGGGAAUUGGGGAACCCUGGCGGAGGGCCCCGGGAAUUGGGGAACCCUGGCGGAGGGGCCCGGGAAUUGGGGAACCCUGGCGGAGGGGCCCGGGAAUUGGGGGACCCUGGCGGAGGGGCCCGGGAAUUGGGGGACCCUGGCGGAGGGGCCUGGGAAUUGGGGGACCCUGGUGGAGGGGCCCGGGAAGAGGGGGACCCUGGUGGAGGGGCCCGGGAAUUGGGGGACCCUGGCGGAGGGGCCCGGGAAUUGGGGGACCCUGGCGGAGGGGCCCGGGAAUUGGGGAACCCUGGCGGAGGGGCCCGGGAAUUGGGGAACCCUGGCGGAGGGGCCCGGGAAUUGGGGGACCCUGGCGGAGGGGCCCGGGAAUUGGGGGACUCUGGCGGAGGGGCCCGGGAAUUGGGGGACCCUGGCGGAGGGGCCUGGGAAUUGGGGGACCUUGGCGGAGGGGCCCGGGAAUUGGGGGACCUUGGCGGAGGGGCCUGGGAAUUGGGGGACCCUGGCGGAGGGGCCCGGGAAUUGGGGGACCCUGGCGGAGGGGCCCGGGAAUUGGGGAACCCUGGCGGAGGGGCCCGGGAAGAGGGGGACCCUGGCGGAGGGGCCCGGGAAUUGGGGGACCCUGGCGGAGGGGCCCGGGAAUUGGGGGACUCUGGUGGAGGGGCCCGGGAAUUGGGGGACCCUGGCGGAGGGGCCCGGGAAUUGGGGAACCCUGGCGGAGGGGCCCGGGAAUUGGAGGACUCUGGCGGAGGGGCCCGGGAAUUGGGGGACCUUGGCGGAGGGGCCCGGGAAUUGGGGGACCCUGGCGGAGGGGCCUGGGAAUUGGGGGACCUUGGCGGAGGGGCCCGGGAAUUGGGGGACCUUGGCGGAGGGGCCCGGGAAUUGGGGGACCCUGGCGGAGGGGCCCGGGAAUUGGAGGACCCUGGUGGAGGGGCCCGGGAAUUGGGGAACCCUGGCGGAGGGGCCCGGGAAUUGGGGGACCCUGGCGGAGGGGCCCGGGAAUUGGGGGACCCUGGCGGAGGGGCCCGGGAAUUGGGGGACCUUGGCGGAGGGGCCCGGGAAUUGGGGGACCCUGGCGGAGGGGCCUGGGAAUUGGGGGACCCUGGCGGAGGGGCCCGGGAAGAGGGGGACCCUGGCGGAGGGGCCCGGGAAUUGGGGGACCCUGGCGGAGGGGCCCGGGAAUUGGGGGACUCUGGUGGAGGGGCCCGGGAAUUGGGGGACCUUGGCGGAGGGGCCCGGGAAUUGGGGGACCCUGGCGGAGGGGCCCGGGGCAGCAGGGACAUGAUGGUGCCCAAGGCCUCGGCCCUGCACCGAGCCUGA